UGAAAGAAGUCUGGGGUCAGGAACACCUCCGUGCGGGGACUGGGCCACUCGCUGGACAUUUGACUUGGGGGCGGGGCAAGGAGCAAGAAACCCGGAAUUGGUCUUAGGAGUUUGCUCUGGUCUAGUUUUUCGGUGCUUUAGGCUUCCUGUGCCCGAGACCCGGCUUCAGGCCUCGAUGACUUUCCCCUCCCAGACCCUCAGGAUGGCGAGAGCCUGGGUCUGCUUGGCAGGCGCCGUCUUCUUCCUUUGCUGCCUUGCUUUGCAUUCGCGGUUCUGUGGCUCUCUGGUUUCAAGGACAUUUUCUUUUCACAUUUCCUGGAGAAUGGAGGACCCUCUUUUCCGGCUGGAUUUGGGUUGGCCCAAGAAUUCAGAAUACUUCACUGGUGCAACAUUUUGUGUUGCAGUUGAUUCCCUCAACGGCUUAGUUUAUGUAGCUCAAAGAGGGGAUAACAUCCCCAAGGUAUUAGUGUUCUCAGAGGAUGGAUAUUUCCUACGAGCCUGGAAUUAUACAGUUGACACACCCCAUGGUAUGUUUGUCUCCGGCACACCAUAUGAACAGUCCGUCUGGAUCACGGACGUAGGAAGUGGACCCUAUGGCCAUACUGUUAAAAAAUAUAAUUCCCUGGGUGAUCUUGUUCAAGUCUUGGGAACCCCAGGCAAGAAGGGCACUGGCUUGAACCCAUUGCAGUUUGACAACCCUGCAGAAUUAUAUGUAGAUGACACAGGAGAGAUUUACAUUGUGGAUGGAGAUGGAGGACUGAAUAACAGACUGAUCAAACUAUCCCAAGGUUUCAUGAUCCUCUGGCUGCGUGGAGAGAAUGGAACAGGACCUGCCAAGUUCAACAUACCUCACAGCGUUACACUUGACUCAGUUGGUCGGGUGUGGGUUGCUGACCGAGGAAAUAAAAGGCUUCAAGUGUUUGAUAAAGACACUGGAGAGUGGUUAGGAGCAUGGGACAACUGUUUCACAGAGGAGGGGCCUUCUGCUGUGAGGUUCACCCCAGAUGGGAAGUACUUGAUUGUGGCCCAGCUGAACCUCAGUAGGCUGUUGGUGUUGGUUGCCCCACCCUCUGGAAACAUCGGGGACUGCUCUGUGGUCAGCACCAUCCAGCUCGCAGAUCAGGUUCUGCCACAUCUUUUAGAAGUUGACAGAAAGACCGGAGCUGUCUAUGUAGCAGAAAUUGGGGCAAAACAAAUACAAAAAUACAUCCCGUGGCACAGCCGCACCCCUCCCUUCAGAGCUUAGUGCUUCCGGCUGGCAGGAGCUUCAAGUAGCAGUUCAGAGCCUCAGGGUCGUUUCUACCUCUUCUUCUACCAGAAAAGUGUGUUGUUAUAUCAUAAAGAGUCAUGUUUUCUUGUGGUUUGGGGACUUGGUUUUACAAUUAAGUGUGUAAGAAUUGUUUUCUUUUUGGUGGCCCUGGGAAUUGAACUCAUCCCUUCCUAUAUGCUAGGCAGCUGCCUUCACUGGGAGCUACAGCUUCACGUAAGCAGCUUUUAAAGAAAGAAAUGCACUUCUAAAAUGGGUCAUGAGGACAAGCUGUGGUUGUAACCAAGUUACUUCCCUGCGUCGAUUAACUCUCUCUCUGCGUUCCUGGGAUAACCUUCUGAUUCCAUAUGAAGAAUGGAAACUACUAGUUUCUAACCUAUGUAAAUUACACUGUGGGAGAGAUUGUGUGGGGCACUGCUGGGUUGUUUGAUGCAUGCAGAGUGCCAUACCAGGUCCAGGGGCUUCUGAGUGAGGGGGCAGUGUGGUCCACUGGAGAGAUAAGUACGCAUGGUCACAGCAGGAAGGAGUGAGAGGACCGUGAUGGACAGAAGGACCUGUGUGCAUGUGUGUGUGUGUGGGGGGGGCUCAUGGAGACUGCAGUCAGUGGCAGUUUGGGCUCAGACUAGCCAAGGGAUACCUAGGAAAGAGGCAACAAUACUAUCCAGGUAGAGAAGGGCUGGGACAGACUUCCCAUGGAUUCUAAGGGAGAAAACAACAAAGGCUUUGGUCUUUUUGCUACAAAAUGCUUAAUGUCACAAGCAAGACUACAACAGCCAGCAUCUAAGCACUGUACUGAAGGGAAGAUUUGCUAGUGGGUGUUUUCGAGCAAGUCCUGGCAGUAAGUCCCCUCCUUGGUGUCACCCAUGCCACUGUUCAUUAAGAACUUAUGUCAUUACUAGCGCUUUUCUACCUCAAAGCCAUUUAAAGAGAAUUAGAAUCAUUUAUAUGGAAGUGUGCCAAAUGCUUUGAGGUAUUAUGGUGAAAAUUUUCUGCCUUUACAGCCCACUCUUGCACUAUCUAAAUAUGUCCUUCAUAUGCGGCGUCUGUGUUCUUUCAGUUUGUUCUGGUUGAUUCUAGGUUUUGAUGGAAGAAACCCUUUCCUAUCAGGGUCUUUUGGUCGCCCAUCCCUUUUGCUCCUAUCAGUGUCUCCCUGUCCCAGAGUUUUACUGUGACUUCUACAGCACUCGUCAGCUAAGCUGACUUUACCCUCCCACUCCAGCUGAGGGCUUGGACCUACCUGUCUUGAUGGUGGUGCCACAUGCAGUGUGGGCCGAAGGUAAGCCUCCAACAGAAGAGUACCGGAGGAUUCCAGUGUCACAUGUGUCCCUACCACUCACCAGAAUGAUGCACAAAAGUCACCUUAGUUUCCUCUGGAAGUGACAAGGGAGCACUGCUCUUCCCUCGUUCACUAAUGCUGUUUGGACUAGAUGUCUAGAUGGAGCCCAGAGUGCAUUACAGGAUGUCCUAAGACCAGACCUUCUAAUUGCCUUUGUCAUUAUAACACAUGCCAGGUUUGCCUGGCUGUGUUCAAGGCUUCUACAAGAUGAGAAGUUUGUUAAGAUGACCAUUUGACUUGGAUGGAAAGGUAAUGUGAAGCUUGUUUUUUUGGUAAGCCAGACAAGAAAGGCAGGUGCCCUUUUGAAGGAGAGUAGACUAGCUGAACGGCCUUUGUUAUUUCUACUGUAUUUUAUUUACCUGACUGUACUAGAUCAUUUUUAUUGAGGAUUUCAUACAUAAAUGUUGCGUUUUGAUCAGAUCCAUUGUGCGUUCUCUCCCCUUCAGUUUCUCCCCACCCCAUCACCUUUUCUCCCAGCUUCCCAUGCAUGUGUUCAUUCCGAAUGAACUUGGUGCUGCCGGGAUGUGCACGAUGUAGAACACUCCACGAAGCAGGGGGAGCCUUUUAGGAAACGUCCACCAUAGCCAUCCAUCUCCAAUUGCUCCUCAGCUUGUGGUAGGCUUCACGAGCCCCUCUCUGCUCUGUGCUGGGACUCAUGACUGCCGCUGUGAGUUCAUGUUCAGCAGAUGAUGUUUUGCUGCAGACACCUACCACCCCUGUCCUCUUUGCCAAUAGUCCCCAAGGCUUUCAUGGAUGUCCCAUUUAGAGCCUGUCAGUUCACAGUCUCUUAUUCUCUGUGGCUGAACCGCUUGUGGAUCUCUGUAUUAAUAUCCAUUUAUUCAAAAUGAAGCUUUCAUGAUGAGAAUUGAGGGAUGCAGUAACCCGUGGGUAUGAGGCAGUUUAUUACUACAUCCCUUUACCAGAAUAAUAGUAUUAGAUAGUUCCCUGGGGCUCUGGCCUAGCCAGCCACAGGUGUCUAGCCAGUUAGCAGUACCAAGCAGGCUUCCAUGUUUUAGAGCAGGCCUUAAAUCCAAUCAGAAGGUGGUAGGUCACUCUUAAGAUAUUUGUACAACUCUUCCACCAGUGGACACACCUUGGUGGGCUGGUCCUUACUGUAGCUCUCAGGCUCCGCAGCUGGUUAUGAUUGUUUAACAUUUCUCCUUCAGUGGUAUAAAUAGAACCUUCUAGACUGUGAGAGCCAGCCAGUAGGGAUAAAGCUUCCAGGCCAGUGCCAGCAUGAUUUCCUUACAGAUUCUUAUAAAACUUGCUGCAGAUUUAUUGUUCCUGUUUAUCUUAUGUGAUCAGUGUGCUUACAAUCAAAGCAUCUCACUCUGGAUCAGUGAAUUAAAAAAAAAAAAAA
This is a messenger RNA of Arvicanthis niloticus (Nile rat), 3963 nucleotides long. RefSeq names its product NHL repeat containing 3 (gene Nhlrc3). The record is from RefSeq and is a predicted model, not a curated record. NCBI's taxonomy places the organism in Eukaryota, Metazoa, Chordata, Mammalia, Rodentia, Muridae. Gene Ontology annotation, molecular function: protein binding.